UCUUGCCGCCUUAGCAGAGAGACCCGCAGCGUUCGGGGAGCGCGAGCCCAGCCGUCGCCGCCGCCGCCGCCCUCCAGCCCGCGCCGCCUCAUCAGCACCCCCGGAGAUGUCGGCUUCUGCUGCUGCCGCUCCCCCCGCUGUUGGAGGAGAGGGGGGUGGCCCCCCUCCUCCACCCCCCAACCUCACUAGCAACAGAAGACUCCAACAAACACAAGCACAAGUGGAUGAGGUGGUGGAUAUCAUGCGGGUGAACGUGGACAAGGUCCUCGAGAGGGAUCAGAAGCUUUCGGAGCUGGACGACCGUGCUGACGCCCUGCAAGCUGGAGCAUCCCAGUUCGAAACCAGUGCCGCCAAGCUCAAGCGCAAGUACUGGUGGAAGAAUCUAAAGAUGAUGAUAAUUCUGGGGGUGAUAUGCACCAUUAUCUUGAUCAUUAUCAUUGUUUACUUCAGCACCUAGUGGAAUCUGUGGAGCCGUGUCCCACCCAGGAGCAGCGGCCGGGAGAGGCGCGAGGGGCACAACAUACCCCCUCCUCUAGAUCUCAGCCAUAUCUUCCAGCCCGACCCCCCCCUCACCCCUUACACUCUCCCCCCCUCCCCGUUCCCCCUGUGUGUGCGUGUGCGUGUGCAUUGCGUGUGGGUGUCCUGUAAAUAGCCUGAUUUGUUAUUUAUACAUAUAUAUAUAUAUAUUAUAAUAAUAAUUAUAUUUUGUCUGUUUGUAGAUUUACUACUAGACUUUCCAUGUGUCAUGGAAUCUCCCUCCUGACCAUCUUCCGCCAACCCCCCUAACUUCUCUCUCACACUCUUCUCGGAUGGUGUUUUUUCAAUGUCUUGAUUUUUAAUUACAAUCUUUGAGGACCAAUGAUUUCCCAAGUCCCUCUCCCGUCCCCUCUUAGUUGGGCUCAGAAAUUCCUCAACCCCUCUGGCCGUUGCAACCCUUCUAAAUUGUCGUUUUGGAUGCCUACAGUGAGUCCUGUUUGGCCGUUGGCUGUGGCUCCCUUGUGCUUUCUUCCUUCCUUUUACCUCAGAAAUUUCAGAACACUACAAUAGACUGUGGGAUACAGAGCACGAAAGUUUCCCACAGUUCUUUACUGCCUACCUGGGAUUUCUGUGCUCCAAGUGGCUUUUGAUUGGACCGUCCUGGUGGGUGCCGUGAAUUUCUUUGCCCGUUCCCAUCCUUCCCUCCCUCUGGAAAGAAAUAUUUACACCCUUUUGUGAUCUUCUGUAACAUUCCUGGAGUUGUGCCGUGUGCUGUGUCUUGACAAGUAAUCAACACUACACCUUAAGCCCCCUCUGAUUCCUUGGGGGGGGGGUCGGAGCAUGGGAACCCUGCCGUAGCCCUUCCCUUGGCCUCGCCCUGCUAAAAAGGACAAUACAGCUGAUUUUCCUGCCCUAAGUAUCCUGUCUGGAAACUGCCUCGUUUUCUUUGAAAUGUACAUUCCACACCUCUCCUGAAAAUGUGGAAGGAUCUUUGCCUGUGGUUCCCAGAAUAACUCUUGAUUCUUUCUCAUUAGCAAUCACUGCCUAUUAGUUGAGAAUUGGUAUGUAUGUGAGUGUGAAUGCAUGGGACAGAGGGAGGCUGCAAAGGGGAUUUAGUUCCUUUCAGGGAGUGCUGGGGAGAAUGUAUUGAAAGCAUAGCUGACAAGCAGUUUUGAUAGCAAAUAAUACAGGAAUUUAUUAUUAUUAUUUAAUUAUAAUCUGCCUUUCUCACUGAUCCAAGGCGGAUUACACAGAAUUUGGGGAAAGAUGGUAGCAAGGCUGUCAAAUCUACAGGGCUGGAAGAGGUCUUUUCUCUCCAGUCCUAUUUAGACUUAGCUCAGCGCCAAAUACCCUUUAUCUCUCCAAUCCUGCCUCUGGCCUGAAGCAAGGAACCGCUUGGAGUCUGCGCUCUUGACUUCUGAUUGGAACUGCAGCCAAAGGGUUCGUUACGGGGGUGCGUGUGUGUGCGUGUGGCUGGGAAAAAUGUGAGUUGGGAGAAGAGUUGUUGGAUUACUGGCUGGUUGGGAACCCCCCACCCACCCCACACUUUUCCAUCCUUGUCCCAGAUCAGCCAGUUCUGUUCUGCAAAUGUUACAAUGGUGAUUAUUGUGGCAAGUGGACACUCUCCAAUUCUCUGUCGAGCACAAACUGCCACCUUUCUUGGCCCAUUUAUAGCGUCAGUGACUUGUGACUUUUUUUAAUUUUUUGGUACCUCUUCCCUCCCGCUUCUUACCUUACCCCCCCCACCCCCUUUUCCCCCCAAGAAGAACCAGAUCAUCCCUUUCGACUCUCUCUGUGUACCGAUCGCUCUCUGUUGCCAAGGAAUUGCAGGAGGAAUGAGAAGGAGGUGUGACUUUUUGUGGCAAAGUGGCAUGGGAUGGCGGGCGCCCUUGCCAACUCGGAGGGAAGACUUGGCAUGGGGUGUCCCGCGGCAAAUACGUGUGAGUAUGGGGUGGGGGGGAAGGGAAGGAAGAGUGGAAGCAUGCGAACCUCCUAGCUGCCACUGUGGAGGGACAUGGGAGCCGGGAGGUUACAUGACCGAUACCUUGUCCUCCUCUGCCCCAUAGCCAAGAUUAAUGUUGGCAUAUUCUUCGGUGAGUGUGUGGGUUGUGAACUGCUGGGGGAGACGGUUGAAGGUGGGGGGGCGCAGUCAGUGGGGGAGAUAAACUCCUUUGGGUAGCUGGUAGCUAUGAUCGUGAAGGCCUUUGGCUCACCUUCUGUAUAUACUCUCAAGAAGAGAGAUUACACCUGUUACAGUAAAAUGGGUGUAUGCAUUUAAUUGAGGGGGAGGGGAGGGGAGGGGAAGAGAGCAGGAGCUGCAUUUCUUUAGCUGGACAGCAGGUGUCACUGCUGCUGUCCAGCUCUGUCCAGUUCCUGGAAGAAAGUCUCUGGCAAGACAUAAGAAACCCAAGAAGGGGUAGAAAUUUACCCCAGUGGGGGUGGGGGGGUGCAUUUAUGUGUCUCCAGAAAGCAGGUUUGCUAGAGCAGGGGAUGUGGGGUUAGGCUCCAUUGCUUUGCUGCCCACCCCUCCUCCUCCCUCUUCCUCAGCAGGCCUGGGUUAUUCAGGAAAGGGGUUGGAUCCAGUAUGGGCAGAACUGGGAGUGACUAUGCUGUGAAAAAAAAAUGAAAAUUUUAAAAAGUACAAUAAAUGUCCUGUGGAGAAC
This is a messenger RNA of Eublepharis macularius, 3140 nucleotides long. It is a transcript of the gene VAMP2, whose product is annotated as vesicle associated membrane protein 2. The record is from RefSeq and is a predicted model, not a curated record. The transcript has 5 exons. Gene Ontology annotation, molecular function: SNAP receptor activity; syntaxin-1 binding. Bases 107 to 457 code for a protein of 116 amino acids. Lineage: Eukaryota; Metazoa; Chordata; Lepidosauria; Squamata; Eublepharidae. Gene Ontology annotation, cellular component: plasma membrane; SNARE complex. Gene Ontology annotation, biological process: vesicle-mediated transport; SNARE complex assembly; vesicle fusion.